Podarcis lilfordi (Lilford's wall lizard) is the source of this 306-nucleotide messenger RNA. Lineage: Eukaryota; Metazoa; Chordata; Lepidosauria; Squamata; Lacertidae. The record is from the annotation of a GenBank genome assembly.
AUGCCUAAGGCAUAUACUAUGACGAGCUUCUGUUUAAAGUCCAGGAGGUGUUGUUUUCCACAAAAUAGCAGUCAUUUUAUUGUGUCCUUGGCCUUCUCAGAAUGUAUAUGGGGCAGCCCUCCCACAAAUACGCACCUCAAGAGUUCCUACUUUCUUAAUGGCCAUGGAGCCAGAUGUGUGUUGGAACCGCAUGCAUCUGUACCCUACAUGGAUCCCAUCAUGAGGUUUGCAGAGGCCAUAGCUCAGCCCUGGCAUCUCCUCAUAAAAGGAUCUUUGGCAGAAAAAACAAGAAAGGCCUGUGCCUAG